This is a messenger RNA of Syngnathus acus (greater pipefish), 2999 nucleotides long. RefSeq names its product OS9 endoplasmic reticulum lectin (gene os9). NCBI's taxonomy places the organism in Eukaryota, Metazoa, Chordata, Actinopteri, Syngnathiformes, Syngnathidae. The transcript has 15 exons. Bases 51 to 2033 code for a protein of 660 amino acids. Gene Ontology annotation, biological process: endoplasmic reticulum unfolded protein response; retrograde protein transport, ER to cytosol. The record is from RefSeq and is a predicted model, not a curated record. Gene Ontology annotation, cellular component: endoplasmic reticulum lumen.
AAGAAGAGGAGGCGGAAGAGAAAGAAGGGGCGUGGGGUUGCGCGUCAAUAAUGGCUGCUUACCUAGUACGGUGUCGCAAUAGAUUAUACGUUUUCUUAUUGUUAUGCCCGAUUUGUAUCUCGGCUUUUUUAAAUUUAGAAGAACUGAAUGAGAUGAAGUAUGAGAUUCGGAUUCUACCUGAUCCUGUCAUCAUGGGGCAAACCAAGACAGAUGAAGUCAUGAUGGUGUCCAGCAAGUUCAAACAACCGUAUGAGUGUCGACUUCCAGCCCAGGCAGUACGCUUUCACCAGGACUCGGUGUCAGAUUCUGAUUCACAAGGGUACACAGGGCCGGACAUUCCUGAUCUACUCAGCCCCAUGCGAGAACCUCCCUGUCUAGUCUUGACAAAAGAUUGGUGGACAUAUGAAUUCUGCCAUGGUCAGCAUAUCAGACAGUACCACCUUGAAGAUUCUGAAAUCAAAGGGGACGUCCUCAUCCUGGGCUACUAUGAGUCUGAAUUUGACUGGAGCAAUGAAACCGCAAAGGCCUCCAAACAGCACAGAAUGAAACGCUUCCACAGUCAGACUUAUGUAAACGGAUCCAAGUGUGACAUCAAUGGAAAUCCCAGGGAAGCCGAAGUCCGGUUUGUGUGCGAAGACGGUUCUGGAGAUUACAUCGCCCGAGUGGACGAGCCGCUGUCAUGUCGCUACGUGCUAACCAUUCAUACAAGUCGCACCUGCCAGCAUCCCUUUCUGCGACCUCCGUCCACUGCCAAGCCGCAGGGGAUCGUGUGUCAGCCCGCACUAAGUCAACAACAGUACAUGGAUUAUGUCAAAGCUCAAGUCUCUGACACAAAGAAAAAAGUAGAGCAAAUCUCAGAGGAGCUGAGAAGUCUUGAUGAGAUGUUGGCUGGUAACGAGGAGGCGAAGGCACCGGUGGAAGGACCUGCAGAAGAAACAUCACCAGAACCAAGCGAUGACCAAGACCAGUCAGACCAAAAAGAUAUUGCUGACAUGUCUGAGGAUGCAGGGUUAGAAGACCUGGAGGAUUCUCAGUUUUGGGAGGGAAUUACAAAACCUGCAAGUUCCCAAUCAAGCUCUUCUCAUGAGGAGAGUGAGCAGACAGUCGACGAUGGCUUGAACUCAAUUAUUGACAAUGAAGUCAUAGAUGACGCGAAUGAAGCUGAAAACUUCAACUUUAAAAUCAUCACUGACCCGUCAGACCUGAUGAAAUUUGUCCAGCAUCUCAAGGAGAGUAACAGAAAGAAAGCACAAGCGGAAGAAAGGCGAUCCUUAAACCGUGGCACCGACGACGAAGAGGAUGAUGAAGAUGAACGGCUGCUGCAGGAGUUUGAGGAGGAGAUGGCGGAUGUUUCCGUGCCAGCUGAUAAGACUGAUGAGAUAAAGGAAACAAUGCAAAAAGAGUUUGACAACAUCAUAGAUGAGGCACAGCAAGAAUUGGAUACUGAAGGGCUGAAAGGGGAGUUUGAUCGCACUCAGGCGACACAAGCGCUGGAGACGACGCUCGAUAAGCUUCUUGACCAUCUGGAGGAGAAAGACGAGCAGGACCCGGAGCAGCAACCGACACAAGCUCAAAGAGCCAACGACCCCACCCGGGGCAGCCCCACCUUGGCCCCAAAGCAGCCCGACCAAGAUGCCGAUGACCAUGUUAAGAUCAAAAUAACUAAGUAUAAAACAGGCGACAGCUCUGAUGGGGAGUUCAAAGUACAGGAGUUGAGCAAAGGAGAUCCCCAGUGGCAGCACAUAAAGGACGUGGUUAAAGAACAGCUAGAGAAAGCAGGACUGAAGGCCGAAGGUAAAAUUGAGGUGAAGAUCUUGACGCGGAAAAAUACAGAGGAAGGGGAUCAGUGGCUGACCGAAGAAGACACAAAGUCAUUCCGAGAGCUCCUCAUAAACCUCCUGACUGGAGGCACAGAGGAAGUUCACAAAGAGCAAAAGCGACAGCAGGAUUUGGAGAACAACUACAGGUUUGUAUGGGGCGAAGGCCAAGAGGAGUCCCAGUCUUCCAGCGACUCGGAUGACGUGGAUUUGUGAGCUUCGGGUAUUUUGCGAAGAUGUCUUUCAGUGGUAAUCAACCAUGCGGGGAGACUCUUGAAGGACAGCCCCCAUUGGGCAAAAGGAUUUGUUUGUUGAUAUUAAAGCACGACCACGUGUUCGCACCUUCGGGGAGCCUGUCUGGAGUCUGCAAUCUAUAGCGGGUACAUAGGUUUUUAUUGGAUGACAGAAUCGCUGUCGGCUCUACUUGAAUGGAUUAUGCAUUUUCCCUUCUUUUCCAAGAUGACUGCAAAAAAAAAAAAAAAAAGGAGAUGGACAAUGUCAACCUUUUUAUACAUUUUUCAGUCGUGCUGCCUCUUUUACAUGGUAGUCACUCAUGUUGCCAUUCGCAGGUGUGCAAUGCAACACUUCAGCGCUUGCAUAGGUCAUUUACCUUCUUCUGUUGAGUAUGAGACAAGGGAUGAAACUGUCACAAAUGCUGCCAAAGGGCAUCCUUAGGGUUAGCAUAUGUAAGUGAAACUUGGCGUAGUUUGAUUUUGUUCUGUCACUGUUUCUUGAGUAAGUAACAGCAAGGAAAACAACAAUGCCCCUGAAAUAUAAUAUACCAAAAAUUGCCUGUUUAUGUCCAGUCAUGAAGGUCAUGGAAAUCAGCAGAAAUUUAAUCGAGGCAACUGGACUCUUCUAAAUGUUUCACAUUUAAACAAAAAAAGCUCCUUCAUUAUAUAUGUAUAAAUUAUGGCUCUAUCUGUAUAUAUUUUUUGAUUGAUUUUCUCGUCGUAGUUUUUGUGUUGUGUUGUGUUUUGGCACAAAUCCUAGUGGCCGCUUCAAGCUGAGUAAUGUGCUCUUGAUACAAGUCAAGGGUCAUACAAUAGGAAUAAAUAAUUGGCCGCCUUUCACCUCUGCGAGAAAUAAGACCAGAAAGGUAUGUACAUGAUCAUAGAAUUUGUGGAUUUGUAUUUCACUUCGUGGCAGAAGAAAAAAAAAAAAACACUUGGUCCACAUGAA